AUGUCGUUCUCCGGCCGCCGCCUGAGUAUUCUGUCCCCCUCCAACCGCCGUUUUUCGGCUGGAAAGGACCUUUCGCUGAAUGAACUCCGCUCCGAAACCCAUCGUCAAUUCCGUGCUGCCCACGAAGGUCACCGUCCCCAUGCUGGUCUCGAUGCCUCCCGUGCCUCUACCGGUGUCGUCUGGUGUACAGAACGCGCGACUGAACACGGCUAUGCCGAAGAUCCCUCUACCUGGGCCAACCUAGGUCAGGGUGCCCCCGAAGCCGACGACGAGAUCGAGGGCAGUUUCCCUCGUCCCACCACCAUCCCCAUCACCUCUGCCUCGCGCGAAUACGGUCCGACCGCGGGUAUCAAGCCCCUCCGUGCGGCGGUGGCCCGCAUGUACAACGAGCAUUAUCGUCAGGGGAAGCCUAGCCAGUACACUUGGGAGAAUGUUUGUAUUGUGCCUGGUGGGCGAGCGGGGUUGAUUCGGAUUGCGGCGAUUCUGGGCAACUCGUACCUGUCGUUCCCCAUUCCCGAUUACUCGGCGUAUUCGGAGAUGUUGACGCUUUUCAAGAACAUCGCACCUAUUCCUAUUCCCCUGGCCGAAGAAGAUCACUAUCACAUUCACCCCGACAAGAUCGCCGAGGAAAUCGCUCGUGGCACGUCGGUGCUCCUCACGUCUAACCCCCGCAACCCUACCGGACAUUUUGUAUCCAAUGAAGAGCUGGCCAAGAUUCAGGACAUCUGCAGAGAUCGCGCUACGCUGAUCCUGGAUGAAUUCUACGGUGGCUACAACUACACUACUGACUGCGAUGGAUCGACUAUCAGUGGCGCUGCAAACGUGGUGGACGUUGACCAAGAUGACGUGCUUCUGAUUGACGGCCUUACCAAGCGUUUCCGUCUUCCUGGAUGGCGUAUCGCGUGGGUGGUUGGUCCUAAAGAAUUCGUCAACGCUCUGGGCUCUGCUGGUUCGUACCUGGACGGUGGUGCCAACGUUCCUUUUCAGGAGGCGGCAAUCCCCAUGAUGGAACCCUCGCUCGUGCACGCAGAAAUGAAGGCCCUUCAGCACCACUUCCGCGAGAAGCGCGACUAUGUCCUGAAGCGUCUGUAUGACAUCGGAUUCCGCGUCCGCGACGUCCCCCAGGCCACCUUCUACAUUUGGCUCGAUCUCACCUCCCUCGACCCCCCUCUGCCUCCGGAGGCUAACAUCUCCGACGGUCUGAACUUCUUCAACGCGCUGCUAUUCGAGAAGGUCAUUGUUGUUCCUGGUAUCUUCUUCGACCUGAACCCAGCCAAGCGUCGUGACCUAUUCGACAGUCCUUGUCACCACUUUGUCCGUUUGAGUUAUGGUCCCAAGAUGGAUGUGUUGGAGAAGGGUCUGAAUGGUAUUGAGCGUGUUAUUCGUCGUGCUCGGGGAGAGCCUGUUGAUGAGGAGGCUGUUGCAGAUGAUUAA
Aspergillus chevalieri is the source of this 1434-nucleotide messenger RNA. Its product is annotated as pyridoxal phosphate-dependent aminotransferase. The transcript has 4 exons. Gene Ontology annotation, biological process: biosynthetic process. Gene Ontology annotation, molecular function: pyridoxal phosphate binding. The record is from RefSeq and is a predicted model, not a curated record. NCBI's taxonomy places the organism in Eukaryota, Fungi, Ascomycota, Eurotiomycetes, Eurotiales, Aspergillaceae. Bases 1 to 1434 code for a protein of 477 amino acids.